AUGCUCAACUCGCUCGGACCGGGAAAUCUUGUGAAAGCAAUCGAAUUUCUGGCCAGGGCGGCUCUAGAGGGAAAAGCACCGUCGACAGCUCGGGACUACUUGAAAGAGAACGCCGCCAGAAGGAGAUGGAUACAAAAUAACGGUCUUCCACUCAACGAGACAUCCACUCUGAUAUACUUGGCAUCCAGGUCGGAGUUGGUGGGCGGUGGUUCGCUGGCGAAAAUCGUGGCAGCAUUCAAGAUGUCUAACACAGAAAUGUCAAAAGUUGGACGUCAGCUGGCAGCGGAUGUGAUUCGAGCCACACGGAGGAAAGAAGUGCAGAAGAGACAACAACCGAAAGCAGUGUCGUGGAGUGAGCUGCAAGUCGUCGCUGGAACGAAGAGCAACGAUGAGAAAGGUGAAAGAGAUACACUGAUUCUGUUGCUGUCUCAUCAAGCGUUACUGAGAGCUGAGGAAGCCGCGAAUCUGAAAUGGUCGGACCUUACUCAAACCAACGGAAUCUUGGAAAUCCGAGUGAGAAAAGCAAAGAACGAUCAGCAGGCACUCGGUCGAAGCACGUUCAUUCCUUGUUCGGAUGGUUCGGAUUUGGACUGUCGCCUCAAGCGAUGGAAAGUUUGCGAAUCUCUACGAUCGAGAAAGAGUGAGUAUUUGUUUUCAAAUUUGAAUAAUGGAGCUGGACUCUCGGCGAGCGCGAUAAGCUCCAUAGUUAAAAAGAAGCUGAUGGAGUUCGGGAUAGACGGGACUCACCACUCAUUGAGACGAGGAGCCGCUAACGACUUGCAACGACUAGGAUUUUCGAAGGAGGAGAUCAAGGCGCGUGGGAGAUGGCGAUCUGAUGCUGGCCUCGAAAGGUACUUGGUGGAUACGCCGGAAGCGCAAGGAAUAUCGGCCGGAGCGGAGGAGAAGGAGGAUGGACCACCGGUGCUAAUACGUCAGCCAGAAGAAGGAUGA
Molecule: messenger RNA, 951 nt
Organism: Caenorhabditis remanei
Lineage: Eukaryota; Metazoa; Nematoda; Chromadorea; Rhabditida; Rhabditidae
Exons: 1
Coding region: 1-951 (316 amino acids)
Biological process (GO): DNA integration; DNA recombination
Molecular function (GO): DNA binding
Source: RefSeq, a predicted model, not a curated record